Messenger RNA from Dermacentor silvarum, 8459 nucleotides. RefSeq names its product sodium- and chloride-dependent glycine transporter 2-like. Gene Ontology annotation, cellular component: membrane. NCBI's taxonomy places the organism in Eukaryota, Metazoa, Arthropoda, Arachnida, Ixodida, Ixodidae. Gene Ontology annotation, biological process: sodium ion transmembrane transport. The record is from RefSeq and is a predicted model, not a curated record. Gene Ontology annotation, molecular function: glycine transmembrane transporter activity.
GACGAGGCCCGCUACACACGUCGCGAUAAGACAGGCGCUUAGAUCGGCGGCGUUGCGGUCCGAGCGUGGGGUUGAGGAGGUUUUCCGGGGAUUAUCUAUGGACAGAGACGCGCUCACCUAGUCUUCCUGUCUCUUUUUGCGAAAAAGAAGGCAUUCAGUUCCUGACCGGCGACCCGAGCGGACGCAUCGAGACAAAACCCUCACCGCGCCUGCAAGCGCGCGCAACGAGAAUCUCAUUUCCCUUAGACGGCUCCAGGAAAGUGGGUUUGUCGGCACAAUGAAGCAGAGUUCGGGAUCUCUGACGUUGACUCCGGUGCACCUGAAUGGCUACGACACGGCGGCCCAGCACCAGCCUCCCACGGUGACGGCGAACAAGGGCCAAGAUGGCGACGACGACCAGUUCGCGCCACCAGCGGCCCCCAGGGAGCGCGCGGAGUCGGUGACGUCACGAGGCAACUGGGGCAGCCGCUGGGAGUUCCUGCUCUCCUGCGUGGGCCUCUCCGUGGGCAUCGGCAACGUCUGGCGCUUCCCCUACCUCGCCUAUCAGAAUGGAGGAGGCGCCUUCCUCAUCCCGUAUCUCAUCAUGCUUGCGUUGGCCGGCAAGCCCAUGUAUUUCCUGGAACUCGCCUUCGGACAGUUCUCCGGCCAGAGCCCGCUCACAAUCUGGGCCUGCGCGCCCAUUUGCAAAGGCGUCGGCUUCGCCAUGGUGUGCGUUUCCAUGGUGGUGGCGGUGUACUACAACGUCAUCAUGGCCUACACAAUCUACUACACCGCCUCCACGUUCCAGGCGCAGGUGCCGUGGGCGCGCUGCGAUCCGCUGUGGGCCAACGACACGCCCUGCUUCGUGCGAUCGGAGAACACUUCGGAUGUUAACCUGAACGUGACAAAGCCUUCCAGCCAGGUCUACUGGGAGCGUUACGUGCUGGAGUUGACCGACGGCCUCGAAGACCUGGGCGGCGUCAAGUGGGACCUGGCGCUGUGCCUGCUGCUCAGCUGGAUCAUCGUGGUCGCCUGCCUCGUGAAGGGCAUCAAGACCUCGGGCAAGGUGGUCUACUUCGCGGCCACCUUUCCCUACGUGAUACUCAUCACGCUCAUGAUAACCGGCCUGUGCCAGCCGGGCGCCAUCAACGGCGUGCUCUACUUCAUCACUCCUUCCUUCGAACGGCUGCUGGACAUUAAAGUAUGGCAGGCCGCAGCGGGACAGAUGUUCUUCUCGCUCAGCCUGUCCAUGGGUGGUCUCAUCAUGUACAGCAGCUACAAUAAGUUCUCGAACAACGUAUUCAGGGAUGCCAUGAUAGUCAGCGUGCUCGACACGUUCACCAGCAUCAUAUCGGGAAUGGUCAUUUUCUCGGUCCUCGGAGCCAUGGCGCACGAUCUGGGGAACGUCGAUGUGAAGGAUGUCGCGCAAGGAGGUCCAGGCUUGGCGUUCGUUGCAUAUCCAGAGGCACUGACACGGUUACCGGUUCCUCAGCUGUGGUCCGUUCUCUUCUUCCUCAUGCUGUUCAUACUCGGUCUUGACUCGGAGUUCGCCAUCCUGGAGACAUUCGUGACCAGCCUUUGCGACCAGGCGCCGUUUCUGCGAAAGCACAAGUGGGCAUUCACCAUCGUCAUGGGCAUCGUUUGCUUCUUACUUGGCCUCCCGAUGGUUACUAGGGGCGGCCAGUACAUAUUUGAGAUCGUGGACAGGUUUGGAGGCAGCACGACACUAACUUUCAUCGGUCUUGUUGAAGUCAUCUCACUCGUAUACAUAUAUGGAUACUCCAGGUUCUCGGAUGACGUCUACUUUAUGCUGAACAGACGCCUGGGAUGGUACUGGAAGGUGACGUGGACUGUCACUUCUCCACUUGUGCUGCUGGUCAUCUUCAUCUUCUCUAUGGUGGAUCAGAACGAACCCGUAAAGUACGGCGACUACGAGUACCCGCCCUGGGCCAUCGGCAUCGGCUGGACCAUCACGUUGUUCGUCAUGUUACAAAUACCUUUCUGGGCCAUCGUCGCCGUCUACAGGGCGCCUGGAAACACCCUGAUGGAGAAAAUGCGUCACGCCUGCCGACCGUCCAAGCACUGGGGCCCGUCCGACGCGUCCCUCAAGGAGCAGUGGAAGGCCGCGACGGGACAGACGCAGCCGGACGUCAAGGUGGAACUCAGGAAGUUCUCCCAGGCCGACGCGUGCUACACCGUCAACGGCGUCGAGAACAAGGCUUACGUCGUCACGGAACGGGACGCUCGCUGACCACACUUUGUGGGCAGCAGCGCAGCGCCAGUCGUGAGGCCCUGCAGAGUGACUGCCUCGCCUUUCCGGGUGAUACGUCGAUGUCCAGAGUGUGUGCGGUGCGUUUGUGUGUGAGUGCGUACUUGCGUGUGUGCUGUGGGACUCGAAGGCGACAGCAAUCACUGGAACCUCGCUGCCCCGCAACUGACCAUCUCGUCGUGUCAUCGAUGCCAUAAGUGCCUCGGGCGUGUACAUUUUUGUUUUCUAACUGUACGUGACUCGUGUACCAGAGCUUUGUGUCGCUACGUCGCUAUCCGUUCACGUAGACCCUUUGACCGGUUAUCAACAAAGGCCGCACAGGAGUCUUGCGGCGGCCGUGUCCGCAAUUCAGCGAUCGCAGUUCAGCGGGGAGGCGCAAUUAAAUGUGCUGAAUUUGCUACUGAAAUUAUCGACCGAGAUACAAAACCCUGUAUGGCAGGCAACCAGAGUAGGAGGGGAAAUAACCACAGGAACGCGCAAAGAAGCAUAGACAUAGGGCACGGCCGCUGGAUAAAAGAAAGGAGACCCUUUUUUUUUAUCCAGCGGCCGUGCAUAGGGCUUUCUCUAUCAGUGUUCUUGUUGGAGCAGCUUUUGCGCUGCUUGCGCGCCACGAAUUCGUUAUCCCAACUCAACUCUUCAAGAUCAAUAUCACGUGAACUUCUGCGAAGCGUGGGGCAGUCUCGGCCUCCACAACUGACACGGUGAAAUUAUUCGCACUUUUGUUUAUGUUGGCUUUUCCGUAAAAAAAAAAAUAUGCAAGGAAUGGUGAUAAACACGAAAUAAGCAACGACACGCGCUGCGAGCGUGUGAAUGCGUCAAAAGGCACGUUCCUUAUAAUCGAGCACUACAUCAAGCACAUCUUGAGGAAUGCGAGAAUUACACAUAUCACUAUGCGUAUACUACACUUCUACACUUCGAAAUAGGUGCUUCGAAAGAUGCGAACGGGCAAGAACAUAUGGCGUUAUAUUUAAUUUUCCCGUUUUUUGCUGCUUUAGUUCAACCGUUCCGACUCCCGAAAUAAGCUACUAUUCAAGCACUUGUAGCUAGCACCAGUGAAGUCGAAAGCUCGAAGAGUUUCGGAAAAGGCUUAUGAUAUAAACGAUGUGAUGUUUCAUCGUGUGGCGUUUCCGUGCGGCCCAGAGAAGUCUCAUUUUGCGUAUUCCGUACAAAAUGAAAACAUGGUGCUUGCGUCGGAGCAUCCUUUGUUCUAUGCGUUACCAUUGUCACCAGCUCGAAGCAGGACAGUAGCGCGAAUUAAGCGUAAACGUCACUUUUAUGCCUCGGGUGCAGUAAGCAAAACAAUGCAAGAUAUUGGGCAUUCAAGGCACAUUCACUUUGAAGUUUGAAUCAUUUUUCACGUAGAGGUACUGGGUCCUUUUCUGUUACGACGUACGCUAGUGACAAAAGAUUUGCUGUGCGCAGAAGAUUGCCGUCUGCACCGCACACGUUGUUACAACAUUACAUAUUUUCGCAGCAAACGAUUUAAUGCUGCUAUAGAGAGAAAAAUGUAAUUGUUAAACGUACGUGUUCAGGAAUAUGUGCCCUCUCAGAUCAAAGCAAAGCAGGAGCGGAAUGUGUCUUGGUGGCACCCAUAGAAGGCCAUGUUUGCUAGCGUUCUCAGUUGACAGAAGUACGGGAUGUGGAUCCGUGAGCGCUGCCAACUGACAUAUGCAAAUUGUGGCUCACGGGUGUCAGCACAGUUACCAUUCUCGCUCAGCUGAAUUCGCCAAAGCUUCUUACAGCUAAGCUGUUAGUCUCGCGGUGGUCGGCAUUUUUACGCGCCUGGCGUCCGGGAGCAAAAAUGCGAGCCGUUCCCGGUGUCAUUGUAGGGCAGGAGCAGUGGCUCGUAGCCCUGUAUGGCAGAGUCUUCAAGCACUCAGCCAAGUGAAGCGAAAAGGGCAUACAUUCUUUGGCAUCACGCAUACAACAUACAGCACAGCAUUCGUUUCAAUAAAGAACAAGCACAAAAUAAGCAUCGGAACCACAUAUUUGGUGAUACGGCGCUCCUGAUAACAAUGCGAAGCACGUAGCGCUCCCCGCAUACGUUUCCCGGUAAAGAUAACUGUUGCGCAAGCUGCCGCGGCGACGGCAGCUUGCGACGUGUGGAGUGAGGUCACUAGCCUUUCAUAUAUAGAAGAACCAGCCUAGUACCGGACUUCAUUGUUGUUGCAGCACUGCUAUGGGUACGCAGCGCAUAGUUAGGACUCCUGAGGAGCAGCGUGAAUAUGUGGAGCGGCAAAGAAAACGAGAGACGGCAAUUCUACUAGCGGUGCCGUGCUUCCAAAAUUACCAUUACUCCCAUUACUACCAUUAUCCUAAAUUACCAUUAAUACCAUUACUCUGAAGCAAUAAUGCAUUGCAUACCCCCCUCAGCAGUUGUAGUGGUGGUUUUCAACAGCUUUGCUGGACAUCCACUUUAGCAGAGCCGGGAUUACGAGUGAAUUUUUUCUCACGAGGAAUUCUCGUACGCGUUUAAUUCGCAAAGCAUUUUGUUCGUUUGUCGUUGUCCGGCUUCCUUACCUAAUAACAUACCAAUUGGCUCGCACCUGCUCUUGCGAUUAGUUCCAGCCGAAGAGAUAUUUUGCAAAUACGGCCGGCGGGCGAUUUCGUUGCUCGCCGAGUGCCGCAGAAAAGUACACGGGUAUUUGUAGGAAACGUGGAACUUUCAUCAAGUUCUCAAACGCGGCAAUUUCUGAAAUUGCUUCUAUUACGAAGACGCAGCAAAGGCGAAGCGUAGUUGCAGGUGCUCUAGCAAUAUUUCAUUUGUGCAAUGAAUGUGGUUUGGUUUAAUAAUUGUUUUAAUAUUAAGGCGGAAGCCUUAAUGGCUCACUGUCAAGGUCAUCUGCCGUUAGCAGAAACUGUCACAGCUUUCCGGCUUCCUGAUUGGUCUCCUCUGUGUCGUGACGUCACUGUCGCUAGGCGCAGGUGUGCGCCUUCUGAUUGACUCGCGUGCGUGAUGUCACUGUCGUCUCAAGUGCGGGUGUCGGGGUGGUUCGGCGCCGCGCGGGUCUGUCAUUUCUUGGUCGUUGCUACAGUUGCUAUAGCAACGGCGCCUGCUUGUCUAUCCGUUUUGUCGUCUGCUCCACUCAUGCCCUGACGCCUGUAGCACGCAUAGCUGGUAUUGCACCGCCAUGGAAGACGCUUCUCCUGAUCCACAAGCGGCGCUGCAACAUUUCCAGGCGGCCACGAACUACUUUAACAGACACUUUAACAGCAAUGGUGUCACCCUUCCGCCAUUUCACACUUUAGUCUCGACAAAGUGUCUUCCAACUUUUUUGAGACUCCCGGAAUUUACGUUUUCUGCGUGUGCGUAAGCUAUGGAACUGCUUAUUAAGUAACCAGAGCAAUGCUACAUGGCAGCGGAAGCGACUUGAGCGUGUGUUUCCUGUUUGAUAUAUGUAAUAGUUGAGCCGGAUACCAAUAACGAAGAUGUCACCUAGAAAAAGGAUGUCCAAAUCGUGUUACAGAUUCCCUUUCGCACUUUCAUAACACAUUUCUAUUAGAAUAGCGGAUACGGAGCGAAGGUCAGCAUCACGUUGCUCUGUCUGGAGUCUCUUACGGUUCGAGUGCUUUGAGUCAUGUGUGCUGACUUCCUGCAUGUUUUGCUUUUGACUGCUUUCACUGUUCACAUUUUCAUGACUGCAUCACUGCGGUCAAAUUACAAUGACUGCGCAAACUCUUUUCCUCAGUGCUUUCGCUCAUCGCGUUAUCAGCGUCUUACAUUUUGCAUUCGACCUCAAGUGCACGCAACCUUCACUUACUCGCUUCUACAGCUCAGGGUUUUCAUAGUCUUUGAUUCGGCGUAUCAGUGCUGGCAGUAUAGUGUGAUUCGCAAAACUCGAGUUUCAUGGCUGGCAGCCUUUUUUUUAUAAGUACUGGGGAUUUUCGCCACUUGGUUUAGUGCAAGAGUGCACAUGGCUACAUCACCGGCGGAUUGCACAAUUAGGUGAAUUGAGGUCAAUGCAAAUAUAGCUUUUCAAGUACUUUUCUAAGUACAAUAUGCUAGGGGUGUGCGAAUAUUCCAAGUUUGGUAAAAGAAUCGACUACAUAUGUAAAAAAUCUAACGUAAAUUCAAUUGGGCAGUUUGAUGUGUAUGAUUUCAUGUAGAUAGAAUCAUGAGAGUACAAAAACGGGAUUACUACGAAUUAUUGUAUCCCGAAUUUGAUGGAAAAAUGUCCAUGUACAUGGUGCAUCUGACGCUUCAGGUGUCUGUUUUCGGCAGCCAGAAAAUGUCACAAACUUUACAUUUUUCGCUAAUUUGCGAGUUGCCUGUUUAAGACUACCGAAUAGCGUUACAUGCUUUGAAGGGAAUAAAAACGACUAGUUUAUCCCCAGCAAUUUAUUUCACGAUGUUUUUUCUACUUUAUUAGGCAAAGAAGUAUUUGAUGUAAGGUAUAUAUAUUCAUAUGCUUUUUUUUUAGUCUCGCAUACACGCAUUCGGUUCGAUUCGCACUUUUUUUGAAUUCGAACACCUCUAGUAUAGGUCUAGAGAGCGUGAAGUUAAGGCUGCGUGCAUUUGAGAUUGCGCUAUGGAUGAAUGGCGAGCUGAAAUUUACUAGUGAUAAUGGAAAGCAGUUGAUUCAUUUUUUCCCCUGUAUGAUUGAAAAUGUGAGCACAUUUCGGUUUUGUUUUUUACUUGUGGUGUCUUGAGGUGCCUGAAAAUGUUGACAAGAAAGGACAGUAUCUUUAGAUCGUAUGGAAGUGGCACUCUUUUGUAUCACUCACACAGGAAGAGCUCGUGAAAACAUCACAAACACGAAAAGUAAUUAUCGCACGUGUGUAACGUAAAAAGUAGGUUACCUGUGAACACGUGAUGUGUAACGCAGAAACAGGGUCCGGUCAGUACAAACACCAUGGGGUUCUUGUACAUAACAAUUAUUAAAGAGGCACUAAAAAGAAAUAAUAGAUCAAAAUUCCCGGGACUUUAAACAAACGUUUGAUAUGAGCUGAAUAAAGUAGGCCGAAGUUCGCAUUUUUAAUUUCGCGCCUAGACUAUGACGUCGAUGACGUCACAGGAGGCAUGGAGGAUUUUGAUGUGGUAUGGCACAAUUCGGCAGUCCUUGCGGAAAAAAAAAUUCUUAAAAAACAGCACGUUUAUUCUUUACGUACAUUCGAAUAUAGUGCAGCGUCCUCGCAAAAUUUUUUACGCAUCGUGAGCGGCCGAGAAACUGCACCAAAAUUUACGACGUCAGGAGAUUUUUUUUCUUGCCGCAUGGUGCAGAAAUUGAACCCUAGCUUCUCCUCUCGCGUUCAGUUUUGGAAUUCCCUUUAGAUUUAUUAAGCCUACAUUUACGGUGGCUGAUCUACAUGAUAUUCCAGACAGCGAAUCUACCAAUUUAGCUUAACUUAAUAUUUCUUAUUGGUGUCUCUUUCGUAUGCAACCUAACAGCUCCCACAUAGUUGCUUUGAAGCAUGAUGAUGUAAGUGAAAAUUUUAAUUCUGCUGUCUGCGUUAUGUAUGAGUAUUUGAAUGCAACAUGCUGAUAGUCGGAUAAGUGUGAUUUCUUGAGCAAUCACUGAAUGCAGCUUGUGAGAGUGUGCUAAACAAAAGCCACAAUGGUCGCAGUCCAAGCUUCAUUGGAAUCCAGGAAUGCAUGCUGAGCGCUGUUGGUGUUCCAUUAAUGUUCUUAGUGUGCAAUCAUCGUCGGUUGAUGACCCGUGCCUUGUAUAUCUUUUCUCGCGCUUGCACUACAUAAUCGAGAAGGCGAAGUCCUCAGUGUUGAAUGUAGCAUAUUUCGCGUAAUAGCGGCGCUUGCAUUAAAUAUUUAACAGUGAAGCUUGGACUGUCACCGUUCCCUUACGAGACCACGUGACUCAAGUUCACCUGUGAUAUCUUGUACAGAAGUAUCGGCAGACAGGUGCAAUGUUCUCUUUUGUUGGGAUUCAGCCAUUUGUUGAUAUCUUUGAAAUGCUUAAAUGCUAGAAACUUACUAUAGAAAGAAAAAUAGUUGAAUUCAAAAUGAUGCUAUUAUUUGAAGCCGAUUUUUGUUUAUCUCCGGGAUCCCACAGAUUCGUCGAUAUCUACCUUGCACUGCGUAGAGCCAAACACCUUAGUGGCAGUGAAUCAAACUGUGACGUAUGCAAGUGUUGCACAUGUACUUAUGUGGAGAUUAACAUGAAUGUUUAUGCGUAGCGUUCUAUUGUGUGCCCCUAAUGUGCACACUUGCUUCUAUUGCAAGGUAGAAAUAAAACAAAAAAGAUGUCCACACUAA